AUGCACUCCAAGUGCCAGGGCCGUCGCCGCUUUGCAUUCUCAGCCACCAUCAGUGAAAAUGGAACCGAGACCAGAGUGAUAGAUUCGAGUGAUUCAUCAGACACCACUUCAAUAAGGAAUGCAUCUCGUCAACAAACACAAGGUUCUGCCAAGGAUGAGAUCACAGUUACUCCAGGCGAUGGACACGUCACUUCUAAACGGCUCAAGAGAACGUACCACUCUCCAAGUCGUGAUCCGCGACCACAAGUUGUCACGAAUGGGAAGUUUGCUGCAUCGAGUAAUGGAAGUGUCAAAGGCGUCACCAUAGGAUAUUGGAAAGACUCAGAGGCUCCUACAGUGGAUCUUAAACAUGCCGUCAUUGGUUUUAUCGAUGUUCGCAAACGAUUACGGACCCGUAUUCAGCCGACCACAUUAUCUGGAGAAAAUGUAUCAGAUGAAUACCCCAUGCCACCAGGAUCUGGUGGAGGUUGGGUAGCGUUCGACAAGAUUGUGUUUUUGGAUCAUCUUGUGGGCUUAGACAAGUCACAGGUCCAGGAGUAUGUCAAGAUUCGCGCUGAAGCAAUUGGCACAUACGAGCUUGAGGGAGAGAGAGCUGCUGCUAAGAAGGCUGUCGUUAAAGAAGCAGUCCGUCGAGCCAAUCUCAACUCCACUACCGAGCACGGCACAAAUCUGCAACCUCAGGUUGCUUAUGGUGUUGAUCUUCCCGAACACUUGCAACAGAAUCACGAUGCCAAAAGGAGGAGGACGAGCGGAGGGUUUACGCCAGUCAACCCUCCUCCCUCAAAUAGCUCUGUUGUUGAACAUACUCCCAUUCAGCCAGCCCCCGGUGGCCCGCAGCCUCUGCGACAUACCGUCAAUCCCCUACCCGGCUCAAGACCUACUCGAAUUCUUGUUGGGCACUGGGCAAAGUCCAACUCGCCGGACCCUCGGGAUCGCCAUGCCGUAUACGGAAUCCUGGGACAGAAUGACAUGUUCCGCGUCAAGCUGGUACGAGAGACGCGCGACGGACGUUUCGUUGAAGGGAAUUUCCCAGCUGGGGCUGGUGCACUCUGGAUUGCAUACGAGGAAGUUGCCUUUGAGCCGCACUUGAAGAACCUGACACGAGACGAUAUCAAGGAAUAUUGCCGUGUUCGACAGUAUCAGAUAGAUAUGGGAGAGAAAGAAGGGGAGCGAACCUCCAACGAGACCAAAGCUGUAAUCGAAGCAAAGGCAAGGGUUGCGGGAGCGAACCCCAAAGCAGCUGCUCCCUUGUCUGUUGCACCCGCCCUACCCCGUCUCCCAGGUGAUUAUGGCGAAGAACCUGACCAGACAGGGCGAAUAGGAUAUGACGGGCAUGAGCUGCGUCAGAGUCGCCGCGUUGAGGCUGCCAGAGCCGAAGCACGCCAGGCAUACAUAGAUAUCGACACUCCUUCUCAGCCUGCGGCAGCCCCUCGCCAAAGCACGGGCAGGACAUCGCUAAACAACAAUGCGAUCGAAAGAACAUCUGCUCUAGCGGAGCGCGCGAUUGCACGCGUCGAACUCGCUCAGGAACGCGCUGAUAAGUGCGCAGCGAACCGUGAACGUGCAGCGGCCGCGGCCGCCCAAGCCGCCCAAGCUGCUGCUGCGAAUAUCCCUGGCAUAGCUGUUAACGGGCGGCAACAAUUACACGAGCGGGACGAAAUGCAACGACUUGAUAAGGUCUGGGCACGCCAGGAAAGCCUUCGCCUCAGAACGAAUGCCGAAGACGCGAAGAUGUACGCCGGGGUGAAGUAUGAACGCAAGACGCAAGGCUCAUUUACUGGGAAACUCGUUUCGCAAGGCACCAUUGUCAAUAUUGACGGCGAGGACUACAUUGAGUACCGUGUUCUCGCCAAGCCGUCGUUCUUUUAG
Molecule: messenger RNA, 1869 nt
Organism: Fusarium mangiferae
Lineage: Eukaryota; Fungi; Ascomycota; Sordariomycetes; Hypocreales; Nectriaceae
Exons: 1
Coding region: 1-1869 (622 amino acids)
Source: RefSeq, a predicted model, not a curated record